This is a messenger RNA of Micropterus dolomieu (smallmouth bass), 2086 nucleotides long. RefSeq lists its product as uncharacterized. NCBI's taxonomy places the organism in Eukaryota, Metazoa, Chordata, Actinopteri, Centrarchiformes, Centrarchidae. The coding region runs from base 67 to 1293 and encodes 408 amino acids. The record is from RefSeq and is a predicted model, not a curated record. The transcript has 11 exons.
UCGCUCCCUCUGCUGCUGCUGCUGCUGGUCUGCAGCGCCCAGGCUUCUCAUUAUCAUGGAUCAGUAAUGACUUACUACCCAAAAAACACUAACGCAGAUGGAUCCAUGACGGUGGAGCUUCAGUAUAAUUUGAACUUCCGCUGUAGCCUAGACAUUACCUCGUGGAUAUGCCCCAGCAAUAAUUGUGGGAUUGUGAGUUCUGAAGUUGCACACAAUGUCACUAAGGACAGCAGCCCAUUUGAGUGGUGUCAGAGAGAUGGAAUCAUCACUCGCCAGGUUCCUACCAACGCUCCCUUUCAGCUGUUGUUAAGCGGUGGUGACUGGAUAAAUUUCAUCAGAAAUAACAUCGGAUCAGUGAAAGCUGUGACUCUGGUGGAGCUGAGGAACCGGUCAGACACCAACCAGGCCAACAGAUCACCCCAGACCAAUAUACUGGCAGUUGUGAGAGUUCCUUCGAACUGUCCGAGAGACUUCAACCUGUUGACGUUUGACCCUGAUGGAGACCAAGUUAAAUGCAGAUACGCAAACUCAGCACUAUCAGAGUGUGACCAAUGUACACCGCCAUCUGUUCUCAACCUCUCAACAUCUUGUACUUUGUCAUUCAGUUCCAACAGUAGCAUUAAUGAAGGUCCGUGGGCUGUACAGCUGGUGAUGGAGGACUUUCCCACGCAGAAUAUCAUCCUGACUCAAACUGAUGGGGUGCAGACGACGAUAACUACCAACAACGCUAUAAGCAAAAUACCUCUCCAGUUUGUUUUUAAUGUGGAUCGAGCGGUGCCGUCCUGCACAGAGGGACUCUAUCUGCCCAAGUUUCUGCCUCCAACCCCAGACAACAGAGCUCAGCUGUACGCCCCUGUCAAUCAGACCCUGGAAAUCAGCAUCAAUGCAAAAGCAAAUAUCUCCACGAUUUCAGAUCUGUUGUUCAGCGGGCCGUACAAUAUGAACCAGACUACACUGGGAGCUGGACAGUACAUCCUGAGUUGGACGCCGUCUGAAAACCAAACUGGAGAAAACCACCCCGUUUGUUUUGUUGUCCAGGCUGUUUUCAAUUCAGUCACGUAUCAGUCAGAGCUACGAUGUGUGAUUGUGAAUGUUGGAUAUGACCCAUUCCCAAUCCCAAUUUUUUUAGGUCUAAGGAUGAAGGUUUCCGCUCUGUUUUCACUGUCUGAGGACUAUAUCAUUGAUAACAUCGUAGAACUGAUAAGAGCUGAACUGUUGAGUCAAGGGCUGCCAUCAGACCUCCCUCUCAAACUCAACUCUUCAACCACAGCGCCCUCUGCUGUUUCACCUUGAACAAAAAGAAUAUUUUCAGUUGUGGAAUAAAAAUUGUUUUUCCAUUGAUUUUAUUUCCAGUGUGUAGGCUACUUUUUAAUUGUCUAUUUACAUUCAAGCAAACUGCAAAAACAAAUUCUCUUUAGUAAAAUUAAGCUUAAGUGACUAUUGACAAUUCAAUUUAUUGUACAAUUGUAAUUUAGAGUACUUUCGUAACCAUUGCAGCAGAAAUGUCUUCAUAUCAUGUCUUUUCCUGGUUCAUUGUCUGACCUAAAAGAAAUUCUUCUGUGUGGGACUCAGACAGAGCGUUUGUCUUGUGCAAUAAGAUAAUAAAAUAUAUUUUUAAGGAUUUAAGGGGCUCUCCUGUUAGUUUUGUUGCAGGGCAAAUUACAACUGAAGUAACUAUAAGUACAUAUAAAUCCUAGCAGAGCUUAGUACAACGAUCAUGAGCCGAUCUAAUCAGAAACAUAAAACACCUGUGAGGGUGUGCGAGGUCUUCGAUCAUAGAUAAUAAUGCAUCAUAUUUAAUUUGUUGACCCUGUUUUGUUUGUGAAAUUUAACUAUGUAUGAAAACCGUAUUUUAAACCGUAUAUAAUAUUUUCCUCAUGUGUUCCUCAAAAUUGUACUUAUGUAGUUAAAUAAUUUAAUUCUCCAAUGGAAAAAUACCAAAUUUGUCAUGAGUUGUAGUUUUUGCCAUUUGUUUCUGGUGUCCUUCUGUUUACCUGUUCUUCUUCACCCACCUGUUCUGUAUUCAGCCACUCACCUGUAAGUGUGGUCGCUUUUGGUUCAUUCAUUAAAACCCCUUUGUACUGUA